GAGAGACAGAGUAUGAGCAGGGGAGGGGCAGAGAGAGACACAAACACAGAAUCAAAGUAGGCUCCAGGCUGUCAGCACAGAGCCUGAUGCAGGGCUCGAACUCACAAACUGUGAGAUCAUGACCUGAGCUGAAGUUGGAUGCCUAACUGACUGAGCCAUCCAGGCGUCCCUAUAGUUUUAUUUUUUAUUUUUAUUAAAAAAUUUUUUUAAUGUUUAUUUAUUUUUGAGACAGAGACAGCAUGAACGGGGGAGGGCAGAGAGAGAGGGAGACACAGAAUCCGAAGCAGGUGCCAGGCUCUGAGCCGUCAGCACAGAGCCUGACGCAGGGCUUGAACCCAUGGACUGUGAGAUCACAACUUGAGCUGAAGUCAGAAGCUCAACCGACUGAGCCACCCAGGCGCCCCUAUAGUUUUUUUUUUUUUUAAAUGUUUGUUUAAUUAUUUUGAGAGAGAGAGAGAGAGGGGUAGGGGCAAAGAGAGAAGGAGAGAGAAUCACAAGCAGGCUCCAUGCUGUUGGUGCAGAGCCUGAUGCAGGGCUCAGUAUCACAAACUGUGAGAUGAUGUGAGAUCAUGACCUGAGCCCAAAUCAAGAGUUGGAUGCUUAACCAACUGAGCCACCCAGGUGCCCCUUUAGUGAAGUUGAGUCUCCAUCCUUAGCCCUGAUGAGUUUCCUGAGGAGAGAACUGUUUCAUUUUGUAGUGGAUUUUCUUUGUUGCUUUGCUUCCCUGUUUUCAGUUUCUUUUAAUAUGUUAAUUUAAACUGUGUGUUCUGUUUAUUGGUAGAGUAAUGGUAGAUAGUAUUUGAUUUAGGUAGAAAGUGUGUUAUGUGGUGUGUUUUAAUGACUUUAAUGACUGGCUUGAGGAUUUUAAAUGUGAGGAAUUAAUAUCACCAUAUUAAAAUUUUGAUAUAUUUCUUACAUUAUUUUAAAAACGCAUCUUUUAUAUACUUGUGGAUAAAACAUUUAAUUCCAUGAUUUGCUUUCUAACCUAAUGUUGGGUAACAUUUUUCCAUUCUCACAAUGAGUCUUCAUAACCAUAAUUAUAAAUAGUUGUAUGAUGUCCCAUGUGUUGAUGUAUCAUUCCCCUAUCCUAAAUUUUUGCAUAUAUAAAUAACAGUGUGAAUAACAUUUAUACAUAAGAUAUUUUCUUGUGUAUAGUAUUAUCUUCUAGUAUAUUGCCAACACCAGAAGUGAUUUUUAAGUGUAUUUUUAAAGGCUUAUAAAACCUAUUCGUCACACUAUCAAAAGGAUCAAAUUAUGUUCAUGUUGAAGUGGCUGUUACUCUAUACUUCUACAUUAAGUAUUAUUUAUAAAAACUUAAUAGAGUAUAAGUUAUACCACUUUUUUCUUAGAUUACUAAGGUGAAACAUUGUGCUUAACAGAUGUAUUUCAUUUAUGAAUUAAGAUAAACAGAAUUUCAAAAUUAAUGUAAGUAACCAAAUCUUUUGACCUAAGUUUGUUGUUCACUUUUGAACUUCUGAAAUUGCUUCUCUGGAAAUGUAAUAAAUAAACAAUACUGAUUUAAUACUGUCUCUUUUAGUUUUUCUAAGUUAGAUUAAAUAAAUUGAACUUUUUACCUCAUCUGAUACUAGUGUGAAGUGAGAAUAUAAAUGUUUUUCUCCAAAUUGGUAAUUGUCUCAACUCUAUUAAAUAAUUUUUAUUUUCUCAUUGUUUUGUGUUUCAUUUUUAUAUUUUAAAUGUUUUUUAUUUUAUUUAUUUUUACCCCAAACUUAAAAAAAUAUUAGUAUUGAUUUUUAGAUGAUUCUUAUGACACAUCUUUCUUUUGAUCUGGUGUCUUUUUAUUGUGAUGCUUGAUUUUGUAUUGAUUUUUAAGAGCACUCUACAAAUUGAGGAUAAUAAAGCUUAUUCUGUACAAAAACAGUGUUUUAUAACUCUUUUUCUUGUCAGCCAAAAUUUGAAAUUCUUUUCCCAUACCACAGAAUUUAGUAGGAUUAAAUGAAGCAAUUUCUCCUUUCUUGAAUGGACAAAAUAUAAAACUACUUAAGAGUACUGUAUUAGAGGCUAAACAGAGAAAAACUACUUCGGUAAAUUUUUGUGGAAUUAGAGAAUUAAACUGCUAAGGUCAACAAUUUAGGAUGUGUGCUUAAGGUGUUUUCCUUUAUUAAAUAGCAAUGUGUAGUUUGACAUCAUUAUUAGCCUCCAAUCUAUUUAAUGAAAAAGUGCUAAUUGGCAGUUCUAGAAAUUAAGUUACAGAAUCACAAUACCUUUUUUUUUCAGUUGUUAAGAACAGCGGUAUGGCACAUUUACUGACAUUUAGUAAUGAAUACUCUAAGAAAUUCCGGGUGAGCAUUAGUGAGGGCAUAAUUCAUGCCAAGGAGAACAUUUUUAAUAUUGAAAGUUCUUAUUGUUUAUGAAGGUAUGGUUUUUUUCUUUACAAAAUAAUUAUCCAAGAUCUUAAAAUAAUUUUUUAAAGAAGGGAGAUAUUUUUACCUAUUUACACUUUAAAGCUGUGGAGGCUCCAAAGUUACUAUUUUAUUAAGUAAUGAUUAACAUGUUCUGUUGUUUACAGAUUGGUGUGAUUACAUUAAUGCUAGGAAGAAAUACCAGAUUAACUUUCUAAGUGUGGAAUCAUAAUAAAUAUUUGAAAAAAUGUGUGUCCUGUGCUUGGGGAUCCCAUAAAGAGAAUUGCAGAUACCAAGUUGUGCUAGUACAUCCAUAUAAAUAAUUAAUACCUGAAGUCUCAAUGUAACAUGGACAUUAACAGUGAUGACAAAUAAAUACAGACGCUUGGGAAUCAAAUACUAGGCGAAAAACACUUUUAAAAAGGAAUUUAGGAGGUUCUAGUAUUCUCCAUGGCUGAAGCUGAGAGUCUGAAACCCUGAUGCUUAAGCUCUAUUCUAGAUCAUAGCUCCAACUCCUUCAGGAUAUAAGGAAAAGAUAAUAUUUCCACAAUGAUAGAUCUUUGGUUGUUCAGGUUUCCCAAUGAGUGGAUCAUGAUGACCGUAUUGUAGGGACUUGCCAUAGUAUGGCUGCUUCCCGAUCUACUCGUGUUACAAGAUCAACAGUGGGGUUAAACGGCUUGGAUGAAUCUUUUUGUGGUAGAACUUUAAGGAAUCGUAGCAUUGCUCACCCUGAAGAAAUCUCUUCUCAUUCUCAAGUACGAUCAAGAUCACCAAAGAAGAGACCAGAGCCUGUGCAAAUUCAGAAAGGAAAUAAUAAUGGAAGAACUACUGAUUUAAAACAGCAAAGUACUCGAGAAUCAUGGGUAAGCCCUAGGAAAAGAGGACUUUCUUCUUCAGAAAAAGAUAACAUAGAAAGGCAGGCUGUAGAAAAUUGUGAGAGAAGGCAAACAGAACCUGUUUCACCAGUUUUAAAAAGAAUUAAGCGUUGUCUUAGAUCUGAAGCACCAAACAGUUCAGAAGAAGAUUCACCUAUAAAAUCAGACAAGGAGUCGGUAGAAGAGAGGAAUACAGUAGUGGACAAUGAUGCAGAUUUUCAAGGGACUAAACGAGCUUGUCGAUGUCUUAUACUGGAUGAUUGUGAGAAAAGGGAAAUUAAAAAGGUGAAUGUCAGUGAGGAAGGGCCACUUAAUUCUACAGUAGUUGAAGAAAUCGCAGGCUAUUUGGCUGUCAAUGGUGUUGAUGACAGUGAUUCAGCUGUUAUAAACUAUGACGACUGUCAGUCUGAUGGGAACACUAAACAAAAUAGCACUGGUUCGUAUGUGUUACAGGAAAAGUCAGUAGCUGAAAAUGGGGAUUCGGAUACCCACACUUCAAUGUUCCUUGAUAGUAGGAAGGACGACAGUUAUAUAGACCAUAACGUGCCUUGCACAAAUUCAGAAGUGCAGGUCAAGUUGGAGGACCACAAAAUAGUAACUGCCUGCCUGCCUGUGGAACAUGUUAAUCAGCUGACUACUGAGCCAGCUACAGGUCCCUUUUCUGAAAUUCAGUCAUCCUUAAGGGAUUCUGAGGAGGAAGUAGAUGUGGUGGGAGAUAGCAGUGCCUCAAAAGAGCAGUGUAAUGAAAACACCAAUAACGCCCUGGACACGAGUCUUGAGAGUAUGCCAGUCUCUGGAGAACCAGAAUCAUCUUCUGUUCUAGACUGUGUUUCAGCUCAAAUGAUGUCUUUAUCAGAACCUCAAGAACAUCGAUAUACUCUGAGAACUUCACCACGAAGGGCAGCCCCUACCAGAGGUAGUCCCACUAAAAACAAUUCUCCUUGCAGAGAAAAUGGACAAUUUGAGGAGAAUAAUCUUAGUCCCAAUGAAACAAAUGCAACUGUUAGUGAUAAUAGAAGUGAAUCUCCCACAAAUCCUGAUGAAAUUUCUCAGAAUGAAAAAGGAAUAUUUUGUGACUCUGGAAAUUAUGGGAGUGAAGGACUAAGUAAGCCACCCUCAGAGGCAAGACUUAAUAUUGGACAUUUGCCAUCUGCCAAAGAGAGUGCCAAUCCACACAAUACAGAGGAAGAAGAUGAUGAUCCUGAUGUUUAUUACUUUGAAUCAGAUCAUGUGGCACUGAAACACAACAAAGAUUAUCAGAGACUGUUACAGACGAUUGCUGUACUCGAGGCUCAGCGUUCUCAAGCAGUCCAGGACCUUGAAAGUUUAGGCAAACACCAGAAAGAAGCACUAAAAAAUCCCAUUGGAUUUGUGGAGAAACUCCAGAAGAAGGCUGAUAUAGGGCUUCCAUAUCCACAGAGAGUUGUUCAAUUGCCUGAGAUUGUAUGGGACCAAUAUACCAAUAGCCUUGGGAACUUUGAAAGAGAAUUUAAAAAUCGUAAAAGACAUACUAGGAGAGUAAAGCUAGUUUUUGAUAAAGUAGGUUUACCUGCUAGACCAAAAAGUCCUUUAGAUCCUAAGAAGGAUGGAGAGUCCCUUUCAUAUUCUAUGUUGCCUUUGAGUGAUGGUCCAGAAGGCUCAAACAGUCGUCCUCAGAUGAUAAGAGGACGCCUUUGUGAUGAUACCAAACCUGAAACAUUUAACCAACUGUGGACUGUUGAGGAACAGAAAAAGCUUGAACAGCUACUCCUGAAAUACCCUCCUGAAGAAGUAGAAUCUCGACGCUGGCAGAAGAUUGCAGAUGAACUGGGCAAUAGGACAGCAAAGCAGGUUGCCAGCCGAGUGCAGAAGUAUUUCAUAAAACUAACUAAAGCUGGCAUUCCAGUCCCAGGCAGAACACCAAACUUAUAUAUGUACUCCAAAAAGUCUUCCACAAGCAGACGACAGCACCCCCUUAAUAAGCAUCUCUUUAAACCUUCCACUUUCAUGACUUCCCAUGAACCACCAGUGUAUAUGGAUGAAGAUGAUGACCGAUCCUGUUUUCAUAGCCACAUGAACACUGCUAUUGAAGAGGCAUCAGAUGAAGAAAGUAUUCCUAUUAUGUAUAGGAAUUUACCUGAAUAUAAGGAACUAUUACAGUUUAAAAAGUUAAAGAAGCAGAAACUCCAGCAGAUGCAAGCUGAAAGUGGAUUUGUACAACAUGUGGGCUUCAAGUGUGAUAACUGUGGCAUAGAACCUAUCCAGGGUGUUCGGUGGCACUGCCAGGAUUGUCCUCCAGAAAUGUCUUUGGAUUUCUGUGAUUCUUGUUCAGACUGGAAAGUCAAAGACAGCAGUCUGCAACUUGUCUCCCUGGCUACAGGCUUUCCAUCUGAGGGCAGAGACUUCGGCUUCGCCCUGUGUGUCCCUCACGGCACCUUGCCUCUUGUUUUACCUCUCCUUCCUCUUCUUUCAACCAACAAACGCUUCCUGGGUGCUAACAUUAUGUGCUGGAGAUACCAAGCUGAACAAGACAAAAUGACCCUGCUCUCACAGAGCUCACAACUCAAGAACAGAGAUGAAGAAUUAACAGGAAUUUAUGCUGUUUUGAGGCCAGUACAGGAGCUGUGGAUACAGGAACACCUUCCACCAUGUUGGGAGGGCAGGGAGUUUCCUGAGGAAAAUCGGCAGCAGCAGCAGCAGCAGCAGCACUACAGAAGCAUAAGUGCUUUCAUUUUUAAAUAAAAUAUUUUUAAUUAAAA
Molecule: messenger RNA, 5973 nt
Organism: Acinonyx jubatus (cheetah)
Lineage: Eukaryota; Metazoa; Chordata; Mammalia; Carnivora; Felidae
Gene: ZZZ3
Product: zinc finger ZZ-type containing 3
Exons: 14
Coding region: 2984-5956 (990 amino acids)
Molecular function (GO): zinc ion binding
Source: RefSeq, a predicted model, not a curated record